AUGCCACACGCAACCAACAUGCCCUACGCUGGCUUCCAGGCCUUCAUCCUAUGCGGGCCCGGCCUAUCACUCAACACCUUCACCUCAAAUGUCGCAGACUAUCCCAAGGCUCUCGUGCCAAUCGCCAACCGUCCCAUGGUCUGGUACCCUCUGGACUGGUGUUACCGCAUGGGCGUUACAAAUAUCACAUUGAUCACACCUCCCGAAAGCUCUGCGCCUCUGGAAUCUGCUCUCGCUCAAAAUCCCCACCUCACCAGCCUUCCCGCUCCCAAGCCUGAAUUGCUCUGCCCCAAGGAUUUGACCCAGACCACUGGAACUGCUGAGAUCUUCCGCACUCCCGAAGUCCAAAAGGCUAUUGUCUCCGACUUUAUCGUUCUGCCCUGUGACUUGAUCUGCGACUUGGAAGGUUCCGCUCUGUUGCAGUCAUGGAUGGUGCUCGAGGCUGGCCUUGGAGGCGCCACUGGUGGCAUGGUUGAUGGACAAGCUGUACCAAUGACAAUUGGUGGUGAAAAGAGCGGUCGCAGAGGUGGUCUGGCUGUGUGGUAUCCUACAAAAGGUCUUGAAGGCGUCAGCCAGAAGGGCGAUGAGACUGAUUUGGUCGCGACAACUCCUCUACCACGCCCUGCCGUUCCUGCUCCCGAAGGUCACCUCCGACCUCAUGUCGAAAAGCUCGUCUUGAGCAUUCCCACAAGUACUGUCAAGGAUAUCACAGAAGAACAAAAGAGUUUCCCUCUGCGCCACGCCCUACUACGCCAGCAUGGAAAGGUCAAGAUCAAGACUUCGCACAGAGAUGCACAUGUCUACUUCCUGCCCUUCUGGGUCAAGGACAUGAUCAAGGAGAAUGAGGCUUUCGACUCACUAUCAGAAGAUGUCAUUGGAUGGUGGGCAAAGGCUGGCUGGCAACAGGGUUUGGCCGACAAGCUGAACCUGCGCAAGGUUUUGAGCGAUGCACCUUCCACACAAGACGCCGACGACUUGAUGAUGGCGAGCAGUAUGCAACUCGACGAAGAGGUCGACUUGGCUGCCAUGAGCACAACAUUAAUGGCACAGCCUACUUCAUCUGCCUUCAAACGCUCACCAGACACUUUCGCGUCGCGUGUGCCUGGAAACCUUCAAACAGACAACGAGCCCCAGGAUCCGUUAGUAGUCCCCCCCAUUUUGGCCUACGUCCAGCCUCCUCUUACCGAUCCCACCAACCAACCCCUCAUCCGUCGCGUCGACACUUCCUCCCUCCUUCUCAGCAUCUCACUCCGUCUGGCCAAACUACAAUCCGUCGCAGAAGCUACCGCCUCUGGCACUACACCAUCACCGUUUGCACACGCCGCAAAGGUCGCACAUCCGGACAUGAUUCAACAGCAAACAAGAGUCAGCGAGGUUGAUUCCUUAGUUGCUGAGAACGUCACAAUUGGCAGCAGAGUCAACAUCAAAGAGUCCGUCAUUGGUGUCGGUUGCAGCAUUGGCAAUGGCGCAAGAUUGACGAGGUGUUUGCUCAUGGAAGGAUGUACAGUUGGCGAGAACGUGACACUCACUGGCUGCAUCGUGGGCAAGAGGUGUAAGAUUGAGGGAGGCGGUCCCAAGGACGAGGACAAGACUCGUCUGACGGAUUGCGAGGUUCAACCUGGCUAUGUCGUCAAGUGGGGAAGUAACUNNGAAAUCAAGAACGAAAAGUUCAUGGUGUUUGAGGGUCUCGGUGAGGAUGAUGGUGAAUUGGAUAUGGAUGAUGAUGAUAUGGCAUCUGGAGAUGAUGACGGUACUUUCGCAUAA
Molecule: messenger RNA, 1764 nt
Organism: Aureobasidium musti
Lineage: Eukaryota; Fungi; Ascomycota; Dothideomycetes; Dothideales; Saccotheciaceae
Source: the annotation of a GenBank genome assembly